This is a messenger RNA of Solanum tuberosum (potato), 2212 nucleotides long. Its product is annotated as casein kinase I-like. Gene Ontology annotation, biological process: protein phosphorylation. The record is from RefSeq and is a predicted model, not a curated record. Gene Ontology annotation, molecular function: ATP binding; protein kinase activity. Bases 534 to 1907 code for a protein of 457 amino acids. NCBI's taxonomy places the organism in Eukaryota, Viridiplantae, Streptophyta, Magnoliopsida, Solanales, Solanaceae. The transcript is spliced from 14 exons.
AUCUCUCUCUCUCUCUCUUCUCAAUCUUCCCUCAUUUGUCCCAUCUCUUUUUUUUCUCCAUUGCAAGAAUUCUUGACCUUUUUUUAUUUAUUUUCAGCUGUCAACAGGAGCUUAAGAACACCCCAAUACACUUUUUUUUAAAUUUGUACAUCUGUGGUUGCAGAAAGAUUGCUUUUUUAUUAAUGGGGUGAUUUUUCUUGUAAAGAUAGGGUUUUUAUUCAUGGGUUAUUUGGAGAUGAUGGGUGUUGGUAUUUGUAGAAGGAUGUAGCUGGACAAUAAUUUUCUUCAAAUUUUGAUUGAUGAUUUUUAGGCUUCAUUGUUUUGAAAGUUGUGAACUUUAAAUUGAUUUUGAUCUUUAAGGGUGGUAAAUUGGAUAGAUGUAUGAGUAGUUUUGAUGGGGUUAAUUGUUUCUUGGAUUUGCUGGGAUUUUUUGGCCAAUCUAAGUGAGUGAAAAUCUGAGAGAAUUAAUUAUUUUGGCUUGUUGAAAUUGUUGUUGUUGGUGAAAUUUCUGAAGUGGGGUUGUUGAAAUCAGCAUGGAUCAUGUUGUGGGUGGGAAGUUUAAGCUUGGAAGGAAGAUUGGGAGUGGUUCUUUUGGUGAGCUUUAUUUAGGUGUGAAUAUACAGAAUGGAGAAGAAGUUGCCAUUAAGCUGGAAUCUGUCAAGACGAAGCACCCUCAACUUCAUUACGAGUCAAAAAUAUAUAUGCUUCUCCAAGGAGGAACCGGGAUUCCCAAUCUCAAAUGGUUUGGAGUUGAGGGCGAGUACAAUGUGAUGGUCAUUGACCUUCUUGGACCAAGUUUGGAAGACCUCUUCAACUAUUGCAAUAGGAAGUUCACUUUGAAAACAGUUUUAAUGCUUGCAGAUCAACUAAUUAAUAGAGUUGAAUAUAUGCACUCACGAGGAUUUCUUCACCGUGACAUAAAGCCAGACAACUUUUUAAUGGGUUUAGGUCGCAAAGCAAAUCAGGUUUAUGCCAUCGACUUUGGGCUUGCCAAAAAGUAUAGGGACCUACAGACUCACAAGCAUAUACCAUACAGAGAAAACAAGAAUCUGACCGGCACAGCUCGUUAUGCCAGUGUCAACACACACCUUGGAGUUGAGCAAAGCAGAAGAGAUGAUUUGGAAUCUCUCGGCUAUGUGCUUAUGUAUUUUCUUAGAGGAAGCCUUCCAUGGCAGGGACUGAAAGCUGGUACCAAAAAGCAGAAAUAUGAUAAAAUUAGUGAGAAGAAGAUGUUAACUCCAAUAGAGGUGUUAUGCAAAUCCUAUCCUUCAGAAUUUAUAUCAUACUUCCACUAUUGUCGAUCAUUACGGUUUGAAGAUAAACCUGACUAUUCAUAUUUGAAGAGGUUGUUCAGAGAUUUGUUUAUUCGUGAAGGUUAUCAAUUUGACUAUGUUUUUGAUUGGACCAUUUUGAAGUACCCUCAGAUCGGUGCCAGUUCUAGAGGACGACUUCCUGGUGGAAGUGCCGGACUAAAUGCUGGGCCAUCUGCUGAAAGACCAGGAAGGACAUCAGUCGGACAAGAUAUUAGAGACAGGUUUUCUGGUGCUGUUGAAGCAUUUUCUAGAAGGAAUGCUUCUGGUACAGGAAAGCAUGGGGAGUACUCCAGACACAAGACUUCAGAGGAUAUGACUUCAUCUAAAGAUGUGCAAGCUGAUUCAGAAAGAGGCCGUACCUCAAGAAACGGAAGCUCUUCAAAAAGGGCUGCCAUUUCUAGCAGCAGACCGAGCUCUUCUGGUGAUCCCACCAUCACUGAUAGUCGGUCGAGCAGACUAGUGUCAAGCAAUGGGCGUGUGUCUACCACACAAAGAAUUCAUCUAGGUAUGGAACCAAAACCAUCACCUUUCUCACGUAAGGGGACACGUGAUGACCCUCUUCGGAGCUUCGAGUUCCUUUCAAUCCGAAAGUAGAAAAAAGCAUGUCACUUGUAUAAAGAGAGAAUUUCCUGUUUGUUUUGGAACAUUGCAAUCCUUUUAAGUGUUGUAUAUUGAAAAUGUUUCUAUGUGACAACUUAAGCUUAUCCCAACUUCCAAUUGUUCCUUGUUUUGGUUUUGAUUUUAGAGCUUGAGUUCUGGCCAUUUGUAAAAGCCUUUUGACUCAUCCAAAGAAUUGAUGAGUAAAAAGUGCUAGAGUUUCAUACAUGUACACUCAGAUAGUAUGUAUUAUGUAAUAAAUAUUAUUAUUGUACCAAUGAAUGUAUCUUUUUUACUCAGUA